GUCAAACGCUUUGAUUUUCUCGACUCGAUUUUCGCUGAACAAAAUCGAUAAGAUUGGAAAUUGGCGACUACGAUCGCAGGAGAUUUCCCGCAGGAGCAAAAUCUGGCACGACGCGUGACCAAUUAAGGUUAUAAUCAUUGAUUCGGAGUUUCGGAGUAGUGUUAAACGCGUUUUUAAGUGUUUAAUCGCUCGAGCGAUUGACCGAAGAGACGGACGCCUAAAUUUCAGCCUCAUUCUGCACCAGGGUCUCUCUACAACAUGACUUCGUUUGUAGCGGAUGUACUGGCCACGGCAGGUAAGCUUGAGAAGGUAAAUCUCCACAAAAACAUUGCCGAAAUACAAAAGGAAAUAACGAAAUUGGAAUAUGAAGUUAAAGACUUCAUGGAUGACAAUUAUGUCGAGUUCAAUGCAAAGUUGACGAGAGAUAUACACCUGGUUAAAAAGACGGAGCAGCUGCUGGAGGAAAUAGGUAUUUUGCAGAGCAGAAUAAAUGAUCAAAUCAAAAUCGAGCUGUCCGGAUCGACAAAGGAGUUGAAAGCGCUCUCCCAGGCGUUAAAGGAGUCCAAUAUCAGCCUGCAACUAUCCCAACAACUGAUAAGCCUACACAAGUGCAUAAAAUCUAUAAAAAAGACCCAAGAGGAAAAGCAAUACGUCGAGACUGCCAAGACUCUGCGGCAAAUGCAAUCUCUGUUGGAAAAUCCUCAUAGCCUCCUGCACGAUCUCGAAAUAUAUGCGGCAAUCAGGGAUGAAUACUGCAAUCUCUCUCGCUCGUGCUUGAUGGAAGCCUCCGGCCUCUUGCGCGAUCGAAUCUGCUGGAGCAACGAUGAGAAGGAGGGCAAAACGAUCACCUCGGUCACCAUUAAAACCGAAUAUGACGACAUACGGGAAUUAAUGCGAGGAUUGCACAUUAUGGAUCAUCUCGAAAAUGAAUUGGAAACAUUUUCCACAAAAUUGAUGGAUCAUAUAAUCAAACCCAUCAUUUAUGAUCACUGCUCGGUGUAUGUCGUUAAGGAGAAAGUGUUUACCGUCGAGAUACUGGAGAGGAAAAAGAUGCCGUGUUACAAAGGUGUACUGUACAACUUGAAGCUACUCUUCAAAUUUCUCCAUCAACAUUUAAAUCUGAUGAUCGCGGAUGACGAAACCUUUCUGAGAAAAUUGCAACCGCAUCUGCUGGAACAAUUGUCGCGUCCUUUGAUAGCAGACUGCAUCUCUCACACCAUCCCGACUUCUAACGCGGAUCUGAAGAACUUCGAGCCUGUGGUCGAGACAAUUAACGAAUUUCAAAACUACUUAGUAGUAAUCGGUUUCCUUUCCGAGGAUCAACUCUUCUUAUCAGAAUAUACGAAUAAUAUUGACAAACUCUUUAUCGAUAGAAUAUGUCAGGAUUUAUUAGCCAAAGCUAGAAAUAUAAUGAGGAAAGAUCUGCACGAUUCUGUUCGAUACGAGCCGCAGGAACCGCCCAAACUUAUAAAUAAAGCGUUCGAGAACGAUUGCGAAUUAUCCAUUGAAAAGAAGUUAAGCGAUAUGUCAUUUCAUCUACCUAAAUGUCAAAUAAGCAAAAAUGCACAAGAAACGCUAGAACUAGCAAGAACAAUAUUGGAUGAGGCUUGCGAUAGUUCGGAUGCUUGCGCUGUUAGAUUAUUUUACACAUGUAGAAAUGUAUUCGAAAUGUACGCUGGUUUAGUGCCCGAACAUCAUAAAAAGUUCUUGGAAACAAUACCGCAGCAAGUUGCUUUGUUUCACAAUAACUGUAUGUAUCUCGCCCACCACUUGCUUACACUGGCGCACGAAUACAGAGACAGAUUCUCAAAAAUUGUACAAAGAUUAAACUUGACAUUCGCGGAUCAGGUCAUGAUACUCAGAGACGUUGGAUCGCAAUGCUUCCUGGAUCAUAUGAGAUAUCAAAGAAAUAUUAUUUUCGACAUCAUCAAGGAUUCAGGUUUCUCAGGAUUAAGCCAGGCGCCUCAGCUAGAUCCUAGCACCGAACGUGCAUUAAGACAAUGCAUCAGACAAUUGGAAUUAUUAAAGACUGUUUGGCUGGAUGUAUUGCCUAUAAAUAUCUACUGUAAAGCCGUUGGAUGUAUAACAAAUUCCAUGAUUGACGAUUUGGUGACGAAAGUCAUAUCUGCGGAAGAUAUUCCAAUUGAUGUCGCGACCGAACUGGUAACUCUAUUUAAUAUGGUGGUGAAACGAACGCCGCAGAUAUUUCCUGAUCAACAGAUUCAGCAGCAUGUACGUAAAUGGGGGAAAUUUUUGGAACUGAUCAAGUUACUUGGUGCGUCACUGAAAGAAAUUGAAGUUAGAUGGGGAAGUGGGAAAGGCCCAUUAGCACAGGAAUUCACCGCUCCACAAGUCAAACAACUGAUCCGGGCAAUAUUCCAGAAUACGGACAGACGAUCUAAUCUUUUAGCUUCUAUACGAUAAAAAAUGUGAAAUCAAAUGUCAAAUAUAUAAAGAAUAACGAAUAAAUAAUUAAGUUUGUAUCACA
Molecule: messenger RNA, 2488 nt
Organism: Temnothorax curvispinosus
Lineage: Eukaryota; Metazoa; Arthropoda; Insecta; Hymenoptera; Formicidae
Gene: Zw10
Product: centromere/kinetochore protein zw10 homolog
Exons: 10
Coding region: 259-2424 (721 amino acids)
Biological process (GO): endoplasmic reticulum to Golgi vesicle-mediated transport; mitotic cell cycle; mitotic spindle assembly checkpoint signaling
Cellular component (GO): nucleus; RZZ complex; chromosome, centromeric region
Source: RefSeq, a predicted model, not a curated record